Molecule: messenger RNA, 1657 nt
Organism: Melitaea cinxia (Glanville fritillary)
Lineage: Eukaryota; Metazoa; Arthropoda; Insecta; Lepidoptera; Nymphalidae
Product: calcium/calmodulin-dependent protein kinase kinase 1
Exons: 11
Coding region: 1-1617 (538 amino acids)
Biological process (GO): positive regulation of protein kinase activity; intracellular signal transduction; protein phosphorylation
Cellular component (GO): cytoplasm
Molecular function (GO): calmodulin binding; calcium/calmodulin-dependent protein kinase activity; ATP binding
Source: RefSeq, a predicted model, not a curated record
AUGACACACUCGGCAGUCGAUGUCGUGGGUGACGCAAAAAGGGACCAUGAUAGUACAAAGCGAUGGCAACCGUCCGACCAAGACAGGUUGUCAGCAUACCCAACAUCCACUGAUCGAUCCUCACUCUUGCGGUCUCAUGCAGCAAAAUCAGCAGAAUGCAGCGGCCAGGGUUCCCCCAAAGCCAGGCGGAUACCGAGGGAAUCCAGGAGGGUAUCACUUGCACAGGCUUCUGGUUAUGUCCAGCUUAAUCAAUACAGACUCCUGGAGCCUAUUGGACAGGGUUCCUACGGCAUCGUCAAGUUAGCGUACAGCGAAGAAGAUGACACUCAUUAUGCGAUGAAGAUACUUUCGAAACGUAAGCUGAUGCGGCGAGCCGGUCUUUUUGGUAGAGCUCCUCCUAGAAGACCAGGACCUGGUCCCCCUCCAGAUCCAUUGCAAAGGGUCUACCGCGAGAUCGCCGUGCUGAAGAAACUGGAUCAUCCCAAUGUUGUGAAGCUUAUUGAAGUUUUAGACGACCCCGCAGAAGACCAGCUGUAUCUCGUAUUCCAGCUGUUAGAAGGAGGACCCGUGAUUGAUAUUCCAACAGACAAUCCUCUAAGUGAAGAAACAGCUAGGAAAUAUUUCAGAGACGCUCUGUUGGGUGUGGAGUAUUUACAUUUCCAACGGAUCGCACAUCGAGACAUCAAACCAGCUAAUCUUCUACUGGGCGAGGGUAGAGUGCAAGUGGCAGACCUGGGAGCCUGCGGGGAGCUGGCAGGUGCUGGGAGGCUAUCUGGAGCUGUUGGAACACCAGCGUUCAGAGCCCCUGAAGCUGUGGCGUCGGCUGAUAAGUAUAUUGGGGAAGCAGCAGACAUUUGGUCGCUAGGGGUUACUCUAUACGCUAUGGUGACCGGAAGAGUGCCUUGGAUAGGAGCAACAGCAACUGACCUGCAGAAACGGGUCCUCACGGAGCCUCUAACGUUUCCCACUCGACCACAACUCUCCAGGCCCUUGAGGAGGCUGCUGGCAAGGAUGCUGGACAAAGAUCCAGUCACGAGGGCUACUAUGAGUGAAAUUAAGGAGCAUGAAUGGGUGACAUGUUCAGGCAAAGAUCCUCUACCCUCGGAACAGGAGAACUGCCGGCUGGUCGAGGUCACUGAUGAGGAUAUGGCACAAGUUGUGACCUCAAUACCGAACCUGUCCACCUUGAUUCUCAUCAAGACCAUGCUCAAGAAACACAGCUUUCAGAAUCCAUUCCUGCGCAGCCGCGAGAACAGCUCCCGCCGGGAGAGCGUGGUGGGCGGCGAGGCGGGCGGCGGGGCGGAGGGCGGGGCGGAGGGCGGCGCGCGGGCGGGCCGGCGCUCGGCGCUGGCGCGCGCGCGCCGCUCGCUGUCCGCGCCCGGGGACUACCUCGCCGACACACAAACGUCUUUCGACAUCGCCCUCGAAUCAGUUCAAGAGACAAAAGAACAAGCAAAAUCGAGCAAACAAGAAAACACACAAAAGGCAACUCCUACAGAGCAGACCCAGACAAACCAAACCGCAUUUACGGAACAACAAAUAGGCGAUACGAAAGAAGACGCGAGUGCGAAAGGGACAGCGAAUAAGAAACAAAACGGGAGGGACAAGGAGAGGUGAUGCCGCGCGCCCGCGCCCUGCGCUCGACUCUGAGACUCGC